Messenger RNA from Dromaius novaehollandiae (emu), 15511 nucleotides. It is a transcript of the gene CUX1, whose product is annotated as cut like homeobox 1. Gene Ontology annotation, biological process: regulation of transcription by RNA polymerase II; intra-Golgi vesicle-mediated transport. The transcript is spliced from 25 exons. Gene Ontology annotation, cellular component: Golgi membrane; nucleus. Gene Ontology annotation, molecular function: DNA-binding transcription factor activity, RNA polymerase II-specific; RNA polymerase II transcription regulatory region sequence-specific DNA binding. NCBI's taxonomy places the organism in Eukaryota, Metazoa, Chordata, Aves, Casuariiformes, Dromaiidae. The record is from RefSeq and is a predicted model, not a curated record. Bases 99 to 4781 code for a protein of 1560 amino acids.
CUCCCUCCCUCCCUCCCUCCCUCCCCCUCCCUCCCGGCUCCUGAACUCCAGCCCCUCUCUCUCUAUCAGCCGCUCACUCUGUCUCAAUAUGUCUCAAGAUGGCGGCCAAUGUGGGAUCGAUGUUUCAAUAUUGGAAGCGCUUUGAUUUACAGCAGCUGCAGAGAGAGCUCGAUGCCACAGCAACAAUAUUGGCUAACCGGCAAGAUGAAAGCGAGCAGUCUAGGAAAAAACUUAUCGAGCAAAGUCGCGAGUUCAAGAAAAACACUCCAGAGGACCUGCGCAAACAGGUAGCUCCAUUACUGAAGAGUUUCCAGGGAGAGAUUGACGCAUUGGGUAAAAGAAGCAAAGAAGCAGAGGCAGCCUUCUUGAAUGUGUAUAAGAGAUUAAUUGAUGUUCCAGAUCCGGUUCCAGCCUUGGAUUUAGGACAGCAGCUCCAGCUGAAGGUUCAGCGUAUGCACGAUAUUGAAACAGAGAACCAGAAACUUAGGGAAACUCUAGAGGAAUACAAUAAGGAAUUCGCUGAGGUGAAAAAUCAGGAGGUUACAAUAAAAGCACUUAAAGAGAAAAUCCGGGAAUAUGAACAGACCCUGAAGAACCAAGCUGAGAAUAUAGCGCUUGAGAAAGAACAAAAGUUACAAAAUGAUUUCGCGGAGAAGGAGAGAAAAUUGCAGGAGACACAGAUGUCGACAGCCUCAAAGCUGGAAGAAGCCGAACACAAAGUUCAAGCUUUGCAAACAGCCUUGGAAAAAACCAGAACAGAACUAUUUGAUCUGAAAACAAAAUACGAUGAAGAAACUACUGCAAAGGCUGAUGAAAUUGAGAUGAUCAUGACAGACCUCGAAAGAGCAAAUCAGAGGGCAGAGGUGGCUCAGAGAGAGGCAGAGACCUUAAGGGAGCAGCUCUCGUCAGCCAACAAAUCUCUCCAACUCGCUACACAGAUCCAGAAGGCACCUGAUGUGGAGCAGGCCAUCGAGGUGCUAACACGGUCCAGCUUGGAAGUAGAACUGGCUGCGAAGGAGCGGGAAAUUGCCCAGCUCGUAGAAGACGUCCAGAGACUCCAGGGCAGCCUCACCAAACUGCGGGAGAACUCCAGCAGCCAAAUCUCACAGCUGGAGCAGCAGCUGACUGCCAAGAACAGCACACUCAAACAACUGGAAGAAAAACUGAAAGGACAGGCUGAUUAUGAAGAGGUUAAGAAAGAAUUAAAUAUAUUGAAAUCCAUGGAGUUUGCACCAUCUGAAAGCUCUGGUGCACAGGAUGCAUCUAAGCCCCUGGAGGUGCUGCUGCUGGAGAAGAACCGCUCGUUGCAGUCUGAGAACGCCACGCUGCGUAUCGCUAAUAGUGACCUGAGUGGGUCAGCCAGGAGAAAAGGGAAAGACCAGCCUGAGAGUCAGCGUCCUGCAACCUUGCCGGCCUCCCCUCCUUCUCAGUUGCUCCGCAACGCGGGGGAGCAGGCUUCCAAUACUAAUGGUACACACCAGUUCUCACCAACGGGUUUAAGUCAAGACUUUUUCAGCUCAUCCCUGGCAAGCCCCAGCUUACCCCUGGCCUCCACAGGAAAAUUUGCACUAAACUCUCUCCUCCAGCGACAGCUAAUGCAGUCCUUCUACUCCAAGGCAAUGCAGGAAGCAGGAAGCACAAGCAUGAUUUUUUCAACAGGUCCUUACAGCACAAACUCCAUAUCUUCCCAAAGUCCAUUACAACAAAGUCCGGAUGUAAAUGGCAUGGCCCCAUCUCCCAGCCAGUCAGAAAGUGCUGGGAGCAUCUCUGAAGGCGAGGAGAUAGACACGGCCGAAAUUGCACGUCAGGUGAAAGAGCAGUUGAUCAAGCACAAUAUUGGACAGCGGAUAUUUGGACAUUAUGUGUUGGGACUGUCUCAAGGGUCUGUGAGUGAGAUACUAGCCCGGCCAAAGCCAUGGAAUAAACUGACUGUGAGAGGCAAGGAGCCAUUUCAUAAGAUGAAGCAGUUCCUCUCGGACGAGCAGAACAUCUUGGCUCUUCGCAGCAUCCAGGGUAGACAAAGAGAGAAUCCAGGCCAGAACCUGAACAGACUAUUUCAGGAAGUACCGAAACGAAGAAAUGGGUCUGAAGGUAAUAUAACCACAAGGAUCCGAACCACGGAGACGGGCUCUGAUGAAGCCAUCAAAUCCAUUCUAGAACAAGCCAAAAGGGAGCUGCAAGUACAGAAAACAGCUGAGCCGGCUCAGCCGCCUUCUGCAUCUAGCAGUGGCAAUUCUGAUGAUGCUAUUCGAUCCAUUCUGCAACAAGCCCGGCGCGAAAUGGAGGCACAGCAGGCUGCCCUUGAACCUGCCUUAAAAACACCACCUUUAUCUCAAGCUGACAUUUCUAUCCUGUCCCCCAAACUAGUAUCUACACCUGCAAUGUCUUCGGUUUCCAGCUUUUCUCCUUUGGCCAUGUCCCUGAAGAAACAUUCAUCUGUCACUGAUUCCAGUAUCUCUGCAUUGCAGAACCUCUCUGGGCUCAAAAAGGAGCCUCAGGAGGCACCUGGUUUAGAGCUUCAUGGAAUAAGUGAUUCUGCCCAGGGUAUGUUGAGGCAUGUUAAAAAUGAGUUGGGACGUGGUGGUGUUUGGAAGGACCAUUGGUGGAAUACUGUUCAGCAUGAGAGAAGAAACACGGCUCUUCCCGAAGACACAAAAGUUGAGGAGGCCAGUGUUGGAAAAGAAAAAGUCAGCAAUCAGACUAGGCCAGAUCGUAGCCAGCUUCAAGGACCAUCAUCUUCAGAGUAUUGGAAAGAGUGGCCAAACGCUGAAUCUCCGUACUCCCAGAGUUCUGAGUUGAGCAUGACUGGGGCAAGUCGCAGCGAGACGCCACAAAAUAGCCCCCUCCCUUCGUCCCCUAUUGUGUCUUUGUCAAAGCCAUCCAAACCUUCGGUUCCUCCACUGACACCUGAGCAGUAUGAGAUUUAUAUGUACCAGGAGGUGGAUACGAUAGAACUAACUCGUCAGGUCAAAGAAAAGCUAGCAAAGAAUGGCAUCUGCCAAAGGAUCUUUGGGGAAAAGGUAUUGGGGCUGUCCCAAGGAAGUGUCAGUGACAUGCUCUCCAGGCCAAAGCCAUGGAGCAAAUUGACCCAAAAAGGCCGAGAACCAUUUAUUCGUAUGCAGCUCUGGUUGAAUGGUGAGCUGGGACAGUGUGUCCUGCCCGCGCAAGGGCAGCAACAAGGACAAGUCCUUCACUCUGUGACAUCAUUGCAGGAUUCCCUACAGCAGGGAUGUGCAAGCUCAGAAAGCACUCCAAAGACUUCUGCCAGUUGCAGUCCUGCACCUGAAUCUCCUAUGAGCUCCAGUGAAUCAGUGAAGAGCCUGACCGAAUUGGUACAGCAACCCUGUCCUGCUAUAGAGACAAGUAAGGAUGGCAAAUCACAGGAAUCUAGUGAGCCACCUGCCUCCGAAUCCCAAUCUACAACACCUUUGCCUCUGUCUGGCCACUCAGCCCUCAGCAUUCAAGAACUGGUUGCUAUGUCACCCGAAUUGGAUACGUAUGGCAUUACGAAAAGGGUCAAAGAAGUGCUAACGGACAACAAUCUUGUGUGGCUGACAAGCCUAAAAAGCAGCAGAAGAGCCAGGAAAUGUGCCCCAAACUCUGCAUUAGGUCAGCGUUUGUUUGGGGAGACAAUCCUAGGGCUAACACAAGGCUCUGUCUCAGACCUUCUGGCUCGCCCUAAGCCCUGGCACAAGCUGAGUUUGAAGGGACGGGAACCCUUUGUCCGCAUGCAGCUGUGGCUCAAUGAUCCCAACAACGUGGAGAAGUUGAUGGAUAUGAAACGAAUGGAGAAAAAAGCCUACAUGAAGCGGCGGCACAGCUCCGUUAGCGACAGCCAGUCCUGCGAGUCCUCCUCGGCCGGCAUAGACUACAGCCAGGGCGCCAGCCCGCAGCCGCAGCACCAGCUGAAGAAGCCCCGCGUCGUGCUGGCCCCGGAGGAGAAGGAAGCUCUGAAACGAGCCUACCAGCAAAAGCCAUACCCAUCACCAAAAACCAUUGAGGAACUCGCGACGCAGCUCAACUUGAAAACCAGCACCGUGAUCAACUGGUUCCACAACUACAGAUCUCGCAUCCGUCGAGAGCUGUUCAUCGAAGAAAUCCAAGCGGGAAGCCAGAGCCAGGCUGGGGCGAGCGAUUCUCCUUCGGCUAGAAGCAGCAGGGCGGCGCACAGCUCGGAGGGGGACAGCUGUGACGGCGUGGACGCCGAAGGCCCACCUGAAGGGAAGCCGAGCGGCCCGGAGGCGGAUGAGUACAGCAAUGCAACCACAAAGUCUCAGGGAGGGCCAGCAGAGUCGGCUUUCGAAGCGGGGGAAGAGGCACUGCAGGGCGCCAGGUCUUCAGAGAAAACCGAGUCAUUCCACUUGGGAAUGGAGAGCCUGGAGGAUACUGAUGACGAGGGCAGGCUCAAAGCGCCGCGGCAAAGCUCUCCACCAGGAUCUCAGCGUUCAGGAGAAAGUCUGGAGACACUGCCAAACUCUGCUACGGAUGGGGAUGCCUCUACCUCAGCUGCCUCCACCUCAGUCCUUACAGGGGAGAGCUCCUACAAGCCGAAAGAAAGUUCGGAGAAAAUUCCCAGUGUGCCAAGUACGAGCUCGACGGUGGCCGCAGGCUCGCAGAAAGCCAACUCGAUUCAGAGCUUGUUCAGCUUCUCGGAGGCGGCGAGCUCCAAGAACACGCGAGACAACUCCUUGAGGAAAAAGAAAGCCGCAAACUUGAACAACAUAAUCCACCGCUUGGAGAAGGCCGCUAGUCGAGAAGAGGCCGUCGAGUGGGAGUUUUGAGAUUAAACUCACCCAACUCUAGAGAGCUGGGCAAGUUAAACUGGACCUCUACUGGUUUUAUUGUGUUGCGCACUUACCGCCCUGCGGGCCACAGGGCAAAAACGCCAUAGGCCAAGGUGCAUAUAGAAAACAAAAAAAGGAGCGUUAAGCCCAAUUUAUGUUUGUGUUUUCGAGGAAGAAAACUGAAAUGUGUAGUCAAGCUUUUUUGUACCCUGAAGUGUUUUUAUUAUUGCCCUAAGUGAUUUCCACAGUUUCUGGAAUAACUCAUACAGCUUUGCCUUGUGCCCUCCUCUUUGGUGUGGGCUUUAAAAAAACAAAAACGUAAAAAAAAAAAAAAUCGAACCCACAUAUUAAAAGGGGGCUUUUUAUCUGCCAUCUAAUGGCUACAGAGCGAUAAUACACUAUUAUCUUCUUAAACCAGGAAAAAAGGGGAGAUUUUUCAAAAAAAAAAGAAAAAAAAAAGAAAGUUUUUUGUAGCUGUUCAGUUGCCACUAAGAGAUUGCACAGUCAACCGACUCUAAACACACUAGUUUGGAUUCCUACAUAUUUUCAAGAAAAGAAAAGAAUCUUGUUGUUUGAAACUUUGAAUUAAAAAGAAAAAAAACACAUUUACUCCACAUAUUUUUUAACAAAACAAAAAAAAAAGUCACAUCAGGAAAAUAUCUUAAUUUGUGGUAGCUGACUUAGUGUUUUCUUGUAAGUGAAAUAGAAUAUUGACACGUAGUGCACAUUGUUUCAUAGCUUUAACUGAUUCUGGUCUUUUGCAGACCAGAAUUUGUUUAAUACACUCCAUUUUAGGCCAAAUCAGGACAAAAAAAAAAUCUGAAUCUAGGUAUUUUAUAAUCUGCUUUUUAACCUCUAACCACAGAGCACGCUGAUCAGACCUCAUAUCUGGGAGGUUUCGGAGACAACUUAGAACAGCCUGUACUUGAUCGUUUCACUCGGUUUGCCGUGUACCCAAUUUCCUUGCGUUAAAGACAGAUAGCUUAAAAAAAAACGUUGGCCAGUAACAUUUCAGCCUGCUACUUCGGGGACUUACUCUGUAACCCAAAGUGUCAAACUUACCUGGAGUCAAUUUAAGUAUGGUUUAUGUGUACGUUUGCUGUCACACACCACUAAGAGGGGCCUGGAGCUGCCGCGGAGAGAGAACUUCUCCUGCUGCGGGUGGCCAUUUACUGACUCUCUUCCCACCACAAGCACUGAUUUUAAAUACGUUUUAGUUGUGGGAAGCUUAUUUUUGCGUGGAAAAAAGAGUACAUGGCAGUGACCAGAUGGGCUCUUAUCAAGACGUACGUAGCCCAAACUCCAAACCAAAACAUUCGCGCUCUCGAGUCCCGGUCCAGACUACUCUGCCCUGCAGAAUUCCAGCCUUUUCCCAUUAUUUUAUGCACAGGUUAGGGCUGAUCAAAGUACAAAUCAAAUUCUAACUUGUCUCUAACUCCUCCUGUUGUCUAUAUGUAUAUGCGUGAGCAUAGAGGUGUGUGGAAGGAUGUGUGUGCGUGAGUGUGUGCGUGCAAUUUUAUACGUCUGUGUAUUUUCUUACGUACUUGUGCACACAUAGAGUGCAUUACUGCCACCUUUUUUCAAUAAGCUGUUUUAUCAGUUAUGGCUUCUACAAGUUUGCUAAUUUAGACUCCUUUAUUGCCAUAUCUUUAAAACUAACAAUAGAUGAUUUCGGAAUAUAUAUAUAUAUAUAAAUAUAUAUAUAUAUAAUUUUUUUUUUGCUUAUUUAUAGGUGCUGUAUUUUAUUAUCUGAUUGUUAGGAAGGGAUGAAAGGGGGCAAAUAUUCUUUAGAGGGAUAGACUGCCGGCAGUAUUGGGUAUAAUUUACAAGAUGUAGUUGUCAUACUGUAUAUUAUUGAUUGAAGACUUUUUGACCGUAUUGUGUAUCAUUGAACUUUUGUCUUAGGUCAGCAUCUUUUUGAUGACACUUUAAUGGUGCAUUCAUUACUUCUUAAGUUUAAUUAAUAUUACUUUUCUGAUUUUGGGGGAGGGAGGGUUGGGGAGAGGAGUUCCGACUUUAAAGGUAUGUUCCCAAUAUUACACCUCAGUGUGCUUGUAUUAAUUCAUUAGUAGGAUUUUUGACUGUAAGAUGUGAAACCACAUUUCUUGCAUGAUGUUUUAGAACUUAUGUAUUUCAUUUACAGUCUCUUAACAUGCAACAGCAGCACUUAGCGCAAGUUUUCACAAAUUAAGAAUCAGUACACUAAAACCAAUCCUUUUCAUGAUUAAGAAAAGAAGGCUCUAGGAGGCUGAAAGGCAGGGAUUUAUUUCCUAUAUUUACCGUUCGUUGUUUCAGGAUACCUCCUUCGGUAAUUGGGGACUUGUGAUGCAAAACUAAAAUUGAGAAACAGAGAGAGCAACUGCCCCUUUCUGUGACGAGCUGAGGAGACAAUUUGUCAUAACAAACCCGGGUAGAUGAGAGCACUUGCUGGAAGCAGUUACGGCUGCUUCCUCUCUGGGAUAGCGUUAGUCUGGGAAAACGGCUAGCAGGGAAAAUAACGCGGUGAAUCCAGUGUUAUCUCCCUGCAUCCAUACAGUGUUCCGGUUUGACUUAGAAAGCACAGUUCCACCUAUAAAUGCACGUCCUGUUCAAAAUACGCAUACCUUAGUACAAGUCUUAGCAAGGUGUGUCUUCAGCUAAGAAACAGAAUUUCUGACUAGAAGACCCAGAUGUUUUCUUACGUUCUUUUUUUCUUUUUUUUUGUUGUUUGGUUCAAGUUGGGUUUUUAUUGUUGUUACUUCUAGGCAAUGCAUUUGCCAGUCUUUCCACUGUCCUUUUUUGCUAAUUUGAGAUCCAGGUGCUUGAUGUGGUUAUAUUCUUCUUUCUUCACAGCGGUUUUCUUCUGGUUUAUGAUUUUUUUUUUUAAUUAAUAUUCCCCAAACUAUUCUUGUGCCUGUGUCUAUAUGAUUGCAUUCCAUAAUGCUUACCGAGAGCUCUGGCUGCAUAACAGAACUGCAGAACUGUAUUCGCAGGAUGAGUGCAAAUGCAGCAUUUUAGGUCAAUCUCUCUUCUUAAUAAGCAAUACGUAAGUGCCUUGAAACUUAUUAUAUCUUUUUUUCUGUUUCUUUUUGUGUUGCUUUUCAGGUUUCCGCUCGCUCUUUAGCAUUCUUUAGCGUCUGCCCGGUUUUUAAUGCUAUAAUGGUUUUUUAAAAAGCAUAUCUGUAGCUUGCCCUAGAGGAAAUGUUUCCUUUAUAACACUAACUGUUAAUUCUAAGCUCCAUUUUUACAUCUGAAUCGUGUAAUUUUGCUGGAUAAAGACAGCAUUUAUAAGUCAGAAGUCACUCCGUCCUGCCAAGGGUUGUCACUGGUAUCUAUUACAAAAUUAAUCAAAUAAAAUGCUGUCAGUAUUUCCUAUAUUUUUGGCACUUUAUUAAUGGCUUAGCUCUUUUUGUUGUUUUGUAUUUAAUGAUCUGCGUUGAAUGUGGAUUAGACGGCUAGGAUGCUAUUGCAGUGACCCCGGCCCUCCGGCUGGGAGCCGCUUUGGCGUUCCUUAGCCACCGCCGUAGUGAAGGGCACGGGCAGACGUACGCUCUCAGAUCAUAUAGUUUUAAGUUAUGUUCCCAGCUGUUUGUUACCGAUCUUUAGCUAAGGUCACAGCUGCUCUUCUCUUUCAGUGGAAAGUAAAACGGAUUAGCUUAACGUGCUGCUGCGAUUCUCCUUUUGGAGAUGAGCUACCUACCAGCUUUCCAACCUGGCAAAGACCUUCCUGGUUUAGAGACGCGACUUCAGCGAGGUUGAAAGCUUUUAGCUGUAUUUCUAAUCGAGUGUGGCAUCUGAAAGUAACGCUUUCAGGAAACUGCAUGCUGGAAUAACGUUUUUCCUUGAUUAAAAGAAAAGGAAAAAAAAAAGUUGGAGGAGAAGAAAUUCCAAAGAGUGACAUUGUGGCUUUUUACCCUCUUCAGUCACUGAUUAAAGCGGAAAGGUGAAAGGCUGUUAGGCUCUCAGGACGGCAUGGGCUAAUCUCUCGGGGAGUCAUUUUGUGAGCACACAACAUGGAAAUAGAGCACUCGCCGAAGACUUUUCUUUUCCUGAGAGAUAAAAGCACAGGUAGACUCUGGCUUUAUGGGUUUUCUGAAAACUCUUUUUUUUUCCCUUUGAAAGCAUUUUUACUUUCUUUCUGAUCCCAAUUCCUUGCUCUUAUUAAAGCAGUGGAGGAAGGGCCUAGGCUAUUUUAACAUAAAUACCUUCAUGCUGCAGUUAAAAUUGUCAUUUUUCUUUCUGGUUGGCUAGGGAAGAGAAAAAGCAUAAUACUUGGUUUAGCUAAAAGCAGGUGAGGAGUAUCCCUUGGCAGAGGGCAGAUACAGUAGGCUUGUCGUUAUACUUCCAUUUUUGAGAAUACAGAUUUCAGCCAGCAGGACUGCACAUUCUCAUUGGCAGAAAUGUUUUUAAUUACAGUUGUUGAUGCCAUAGAAUUUGACCAUUUUAUUUAAUUCACCUGUAAAAUGUAUAUAAAUGCCACUCUUUAAGGGAACCUGUAUCAGUGCAGUCUGCCCAUAUUGUGAAUUAGUGGGUCCUGUAAUAAUAAACUCUUCACUGUAAUGAGAAACAUCUAUCUUACAGUUAAAAAGAAAAAGCAAAAUUGUGUGCCUUUCUCAUUAGUUGAGAGACCUUCACAUUAUUUUCAUGUAACCUUUUCCUACGGGAAUGCUGUAGAGAGGGGGUUAAUGAACGCUACGCAAUUCUAUGCAAUAUUCUCUGAUCCAAUUACUGAAAAGUUACUGUUUCCAGUCCUUUACCAGUAGAAAUGGGAGGCCAGAGAAGUGCAUCAUUCUGGUGAUAACUCAAAUUCUAAAGCUGAUGAAUUUACAUAAAGUUAAGGAAAAAUGUGACCAGCUAACGUAAUGAAAUAAUGGAAAAUGCUAACAGCAACUGCAGUCCCCGCUAGCACAGUUGCAGUCAGGGGUCUGUCAUUUGCCAUCAUAAAAUUACUACUUCCAAGUAGUUGUAGAACUUAUGCGAAAUAAAAAUGCUCUUGGCAAAAACAGGGCAGGUUAGAAAUGAAAAAACAUUUUGACACAUACAGAUUUUGAGAAUACACGAAAGAAAGUAAUUGGGUUUGGACACUUCUUUGCACUUAAAUCCAAAACCAUUUCUUUAUUUAAACUGAAACAUUGCAGUAAUCUGGACUAGUGCCUUUAGCAAGGUUGCAGAGAGAUCAAUAAUCUUACUUAGCAGAGCAAUUUGUUGCAAACAGAAAGAAAAGUCGUGACAUUUUUAACAUGCAGAUGGAGGGCACUGUUUUUGCUUCAUUUGUGUCUCCUUCUAACAAGUGAGUUUCUUAAAUUGUGUUUCUUGCUUGCCUCCCUCAGUAUACGUGUCCCAGAAUAUUCUCUGUCUUAAAACCACUCUGUAUGACCGAGUUCUGUGCUGUGAGCAUUUCUUGAAGACUAUCAGAAAUAGAGGGGGGAGGAGAAGAAAAGUUGAUUCUUAAGCUGGGGGCCUGAUUUAACAUUCAUGAAAACCAGAUCAAGUCUUUCCUUUGACAUAAAUGGCUUUUUGUCCCAUAAUGCGACAAGCUGCUUAUGUCCUCAUAUUCCUAAUUUUAACUCACACAGAUAUAACACCUGUAAGGUAAUAUUCAGUUUAGUCAUAGGUUUGGCAUGCUACUUUCCCUUGCACUUUCUGUUGCCCCGCUGUUUGAACAUCAACAUUUUCUUCCUUUGUGUUGCAUAUACAAUCAACUUAUUUUUUAAAAAAAAUAGAGAAUUUUAAAUUCUGUACAAAUAAAAGAUUUUUUUAAGCAGUUUAAACUCUUGCCAGAUGAUUCUAAAUUGCAAGAAGGAUCACUGGCUUGGAAAGCACAAGAUCCAAAUUUCUUUUCUGGCUCAGUCUCUGGGUUUGUAAAGUGACCUAGUGGUCCCAGUCUCCUUCACAAGCGUGUUUGAGCUCUAAGAUGUAGAACUACUGUUUCACCAAUUCCUUCCUUCCUCCCCAUCCCUUUUGUGGGAUGUAUUGACUAUGCCAUAUAUUAAAUAUAUUUAAUAAUGAACUUAAAAGCGAGACAAACCCUUUAUGCUAUGCCUAAGGACUGAUCUGUCCUACAUGACCGGGUCAUGUAUUAAACCCUAACCUAUUAAUAUGCAAGGAUAAGAAGUUUUUGUGCUCAGAAGGUGAAAUUUAUCCUUUUGGAGAAGGUUAGCAUUAGGCCUGUGCACUUAAGUUUUCAGAAGCCUUAAAAGUAGGUAUGUUACGUGGUGCCAUCUCUCUCCUCAGGGAUGAUUUUCACCCCAGUCAAGCGGUACUGUGGCAUGUGUAAUAUAACUUACUAGUUGUAAGGUCAUUUUCCAGUUGACAGAACUUGUUUGUUGAAUUUUGUUAGUGAACCUGCUUUCCCCAAACCCUGAGCCCUCAGUCUCCGACCCAAAGUCCUUUGGCGAUCUGGGGGAAGUGUGUGUUUCUACAGCUAUUUUGUGGAUGAAAAUAAAAGGAUCUGAUUUCCAGGGUUGAUUUGCUAUUAACAAACAUAUCCGGGCACAAAAGGGCAUUGAAAGGAAAUCUGUCCUUUUCAAAAAUUAAUGAGAUUAUUGUAUUUUUUCUUGUCUAGCUAUGCUACAAAGGACAGUUUCUGCCGUUGCUCAAGUUUGCGUAGCUCACACUGAUGUUAGCAGAAGUCAUGCGCAUGCAAGAGUUUUGCCACGGUUCUCUAGAUUUCUUAUUACUGAAACUGUUGUCUUUGUAGUGUCGUUUCUGCUUGUUCAUAUGCUGAAACAGCCAAGUGCAGAGAAUGACUAAAUCUUUAACCAUAACAAAAUAACAUGGAGGAAACAGUACAACGGAAUCAGAUGCCUAAACUCCCCAUGACAUCUGUGUUUUUGGCUUUUCAUUUUAUUCUUAGAGGUAUUUGUGCUACCUAAGUACAAUGUUCAUCCAAAGAGCCGUGAAAAGUGGAGAGUCAUCCCAGGAGUUUCCUGCUGUUACGGCGGCAUACCUGCUUUUUGCAUAGUUACUGUGUAAUUUUGUGGUAAUGUUCAUAACAGCACAACCUCUCUAUUGGUAACAAUAAUAAUGGCGUUGUAUUAUCAUCUUCUGUCUAUGCGGGUAAUCAAUAUGCAUUUUUAGGAGUUGUUAAGUGUGUAUAUGUGCAUGAUUCCAGUACGGAAAAGCCCCAGUAUAUGUGUCCUAGUUACAUGCUAGACCUUAAAGGCGCAGUAGGAUUGCUGCAGGCAACCGGGUGCAGAGUAUCAUCUGGGGCAUAAGUGAGUGGAGGCUUAAAACCAGUAUGUAUUUUAAUGCAUAGGAUGCUGUUUUCCCACUUGUCCAAUAAGAUCCAUGUCGUAAAGUCAGGAUUAGACAUCUGAGAAGAUCAGAUUGUUUGAAACAUGGGUUUAGUGAGCACGAAUAGGGGAAAGAUCCCAUUCAGAAUACAUAAAAAUAAUGCUAAGGGUCUGAGGUGUGCAAAAGUGAAGUGAUUUGAAGUUAGGGGUCUAACCUCAUCGGUAACGUCGAGCACCCAGACGUGUGUAGGUUUUGCUUUGAGGUGGCUUGCAGGAAACUGAUACCGUCGAUACUCUCACGUGUAAAAUAGACUCUGCUAUCUCUAAGUGCAGUGGGAAGGUAACCAGUACCAAAAUUUGCAAGGUGUUUAAAACAGCCAAAAAACAGUUGAUGGAUAAAUUAAGCCCAGUAUCAAAUUAAAAGAAGCAGUUCAUUCUUGCUUUCCCUCCUAGCCUGGAAAUGUAAGUAUUCUUAGAAAUGAGGCUGACAUUUUCUUACGAAGCUCCUCUCAGGAGGUUAUCGGCUGCGUUUUCAAGAGGAGAAGUAAAACUCUCGGCAGGUGACUUGCUCCAUAAUCCAACCUAUCUCCAAGUAACUAAAGAAAGAUUUUUUUUCUACGAUCAGUCUUGAGUCAGGCUUCGCUGGCUUUUGUUAGCCGCCUUAGACCCUUGGUACUAUUUCCAUGUAUUAUUUGGAUGUGGGUAAAUUAUUGCUAGCUUUAAAAGUGUUUCCAAAGUACCCAGUUACCUCUGGAUGCCAGGAGAGCCCGUGCAGGGAGUCGGUGAUGGCCUCGUUGCUGACGGGGGAACGCGCACGGUGACAUCCGCGCCGUGCUUUUCGCUGUGCUUUAUCGGGCUUCCGCUUCCUCCCUGCCGCCUCCGAAAGGUGCAGGUCGUGGAGCGCGGCUUUCGCGGGGAGGGAGAAGGUUUUAGUUUGGCUGGAAAUGAUUUUAUUUUAGUUCAGCGUGCGCGUCACCAGGAUCCUGUACGCAACUGCAUUCCCAGGAAGUUUUUAGUUUCAGCUGCUUUCAAAGACGUUACUGUCGAGCAGACUUUCUGUACUCGGAAAGCUAUGUGCCUUAUUUUGUAACCUCUCCGUGGAGGAUGAUCGAAAGCACAGCGAUCUAGACGGCAGCGUGCGCCCGGUUCUCGUUCAGCGGCACGCGUUUCGGCGGCCCGCGGCGGCUGGGUGGCUCCCUUGGCCGGCGAGCGCUGGCCCCGGCGUGGGACAAGGCAUCUUCCCCGGGGGGAACCUCCCUCCACGGGGGCUGCAGCAGCGCGGGGGCACCUGGGUGACCCCCAAGGCAGAAUCCCACCCCACAUAGCAGCCCUAGGUCUGCCGGCGUUCGCGAGACACUCGCGGGCUUGGGCCGCCGCUGCCCCCCGCCCCGUUCCUUGCCGCUGCCCCUCGCAGAGCCGGGCCGUCUCUGGCCCGGAGUCGUCCCAGGCUUCAUUCGGCCUUGGCUUCGGACAGGCUUUUACCCACCGACAUCCUCAGCCCUUAGCCGCGCUCGUGCGUUAGCUUCGAAGCUUGCUCUCUCUACAGCAUCAUAAGGCGAAAUACAUACAGGUGGUUUUGUAAUUAGGAGGAACAAUCUAAUAUUUCCUAUUUAUGAUGAAAUUGUUCUUAAGAGUUUCUUUCUUCUUUUUCUUUUUUGAAUAUAAACACAACAGGAGUAUGCAUAUCCCGUAGACGGACAUUGGCGAAUGUUUGAGCUGGUGGUUGAGUGGGGUGGUAUCUGCUCGUCUUAAUAUCCAUAUCACCGUGCCCCUGUUGUGUUUUCUAGAGCAAUCAUUUUUUUAAAGAAGUAUUUUAUCUAAAUGCCUAAUAAAUAAUAUUAUUUAAAUAGUUUAAAAAGUAAUUUAGGACUGAGAUGAAAAAGCCUCAGUCGGGAGAGAAGAGACUUAAAAUAUACAGAGAGAAAAUACCCUUAGCCUCCUAGAGCCUCUACUGAGAUGUCAUGAAGAUGCAGUGCCCCUUGCUCGAAGUACAUUGCCAUUAACUGGAGAGUGUUAAUUGGAAAUGAGAGACUGGUUUCCUGUGACGUUCAUCUUUGUUGGCAUAUGUUUUGAUUUCUGAAUUCAAAGCUGGUUUUCCUUCUCGUUCCAAGUUGCUCAAACAAAACAAAACCAAACCCAGAGAGCCGGCCUCGUGCAGCAGCAGCGGCCGUGCCCGGCGCGAGCCCCGGCGAGGGGCGGCGUGGAGCGGCCGGCGCCCGGGAGGAGCUGCUCCGCUCUCCUGCCGUGCCGAAACGCGUCCGGACAGGCGUCCCCUGGCUCGGCCCCGCGCCGUGCCGCGAAAGCUGGGCCAGCGCAGCCCCAAACGCGGGGCGCUAGGAGCAGCGUCGCGGGGCCCCCGGGGCGGCGCAGUCCCCGGGGCGGAGGUGCCGGCGCUGCGCCGGCGGCGGGGUCGGAAGCGAAUUUGCACGUUGCCUUUCGAGGGGGUCCCGCUAAAAACGUCCGCUUGAUUCCCGACGCGAGGGUCUUUCCUUCCGGCAUAGGCUGAACGACAAAAAAAAAAAAAAAAAAAAAAAAAGGCAACUAUUGGAUAACCUCUGCGGAAAGUUUGCAUCUGUCAGAAUACUCUAUGCAUUUCUGUGUUGAAAACUGUUUUUCUACCGUUCCUCUUGCAAAUCUGGGCACCGUGCGUCCCGCUCGCUGUAAAUGCUCCGAGAAUGUCAAAUGGAUGAAUUUGGAUGUGAUUUCCAAAGCAAAUGGAGGCUGGCUGGGUCGGGGAGGGGGUCGGGGGGGUUCUUUUUCUUUUCUUUUUCUUUUUUUUUUUUGUUUAAUUGUUUCCCUCAUGUCCCUUUUUCUUUUUUUUUUUUUUUAAUUAAAAAAAUUAACUCUUUGCAUUUGUGCAAUAACUACUUGCCAUGAUAAUGGGCAGACCUUUGAAAUGCCCCGACUACUAACACAGCACAAGAUGAACUCAAACAGAAAGUGGUGUACUUUUUCCUGAGAACUUUUUUUUUUUUAAUAAUAAGCUCAGUUUUUACCCCAGUGUAUUGUGGUGUCUUACAUUUUUAGCAGUAUUUUAUAUUUUUUCUGUAACGCACUAAGUCUUAGAUGUUUUUAGAGCUUGUUUGUUAUAUUCACAAUCACAGAUUUAAAAAAAAAAAAAAAAAAGAUCCUCACAAAGACCCGAUUGACCAAAAAAAAAGUGUCAUUUUUUUUUUUUUUUUUGUACAAGUAGCUUUGAGAAGCCCACAUUGUGUUGCUGUGACUCAUCUUUUGUAACAUUUUAUUUCUUGGUAUUUGUUUAAACAUAAAAGUAAGAGUUUAUAUGGCUGGCAGUAGCGGGGAAGCGCUCCCUCCGUCAGCAGAAUGGCAUUGUUUCUUCUGUCUUUGUUUGGUUAGCCAUAUAAUGUUUGUUCUCAGCACUGUACAACGGUCCCUAUAUGAUAUGGAGAAGCAAUAUCACUGUAUGAAACUCACACGAUGUAUUAUUAUUAUUAUUAUUCACUAGCACCCUAGGUGUGAUAAUUGAAGUAAAUAUCUUUUAUACAAACACAA